AUGGGCGCCGUCGAUCCUACCUACCCACUACUGCCGACUGUCAAUAUCAUCUCCUGCGUCCUACUGCUUCUCGUGCUCAUUUCGAGCGCGGUCCGGCGGAAUUGGAACUUCGGUGUCACCUCUCUCUGUUUCUGGCUCUUCUUGGAGAAUCUCGGCUAUGCCAUCAACCACAUCGUUUGGUCGGACAACUUUGAAGUAAGACUGUAUGUCUACUGUGACAUCUUCACUCAUUUGGAACUCAUCUGCGCGGUCGUAAAACCUAUGGCGACCUUGAUCAUCUCUCGAAGGCUACAUGCAAUUUCCUGUCUCCGCUCUAUCGAUCAGUCGGACAACAAACGAUGGAACAUGGCAAUAGACUGGACAUCGGGCCUUCUUGUGCCUCUCGUGGUUGCAGGACCCUUCUACUACAUUGUCCAGGGAUAUAGAUUUCAUGUAGUGGAGGGAUUCGGGUGUACGAACUCGCAAAUCUGGUCUAUCCUCACGAUCUUACUCAUGCAACUGUGGAACAUCAUUCCUCCUCUCAUUUCCGUCACAUUGUACUAUCCUAAGGUUCUGCGAACAUUCUACCUCCAAAGGAAAGACGUCAACUCCGUGUUCCGAGGCAGUACCCAAACCGUGUUGCACAAGAGCCACCUUCGGAUCCUUGCUUUAGCAAGCAUAGACGUACUUCUGACCCUGCCGAUCGGCAUAGUCAACCUCGUCUUGUUCAUCACGCAGGGCUUACAAGAUGCGUCUAUCCCAUUCUACCCUGGAUGGUCUUACGUGCAUACCGGAUGGACUCCGGUUGGGUUCCCAUACACAGAGCUUGAGGCGGACACCUCAGGUCUAGUGGCAACGUACUUCACCUAUUGGUCAACUCCUGCACUCGCAUUCGCCAUCUUCGGUCUCUUCGGCUUCACUUUCGAGGCCCGCGACUCGUACUGGCGCGUCGUGUGUAUGGUUCUUGGGCGGUUUGGGUGGAAGGCCUCAUCGCGGCAAACAACUGCGCCGUCGGAUCUGCGUUCGAUGCAGUUCGGCGCUUUCCCGCCGCUGGACGUCGAGUUGGGCACACACCCGGAGUUUGUCGACCUUGACGCACACAGCAUGAUACAGGUCUCCCAUAACAUCAAUGAGAGCCGUGAAGAUGAAGACAAAUAA
Messenger RNA from Peniophora sp. CBMAI 1063, 1137 nucleotides. Lineage: Eukaryota; Fungi; Basidiomycota; Agaricomycetes; Russulales; Peniophoraceae. The record is from the annotation of a GenBank genome assembly.